Seriola dumerili (greater amberjack) is the source of this 2696-nucleotide messenger RNA. It is a transcript of the gene sms, whose product is annotated as spermine synthase. NCBI's taxonomy places the organism in Eukaryota, Metazoa, Chordata, Actinopteri, Carangiformes, Carangidae. The record is from RefSeq and is a predicted model, not a curated record. The transcript has 11 exons. Bases 117 to 1199 code for a protein of 360 amino acids. Gene Ontology annotation, molecular function: spermine synthase activity. Gene Ontology annotation, biological process: spermine biosynthetic process.
UUGGCAAGUGUAGUGGGUAGUGGUAACAGCAGUGGUAGCAGGGCCCUCCCUCUGUCUCUGCACAUAAAUAUUCGCAGCCUGCCUAUUCCAGGCAUGGAUGACGGUUGCACACAGACAUGGCACUGCGACAUUACACUCUCGACUUCAGCCUCUCUACGGCAGUUGACUCUGCUUCGACAGUUCCUGGCCUGCUGUCCAUAUUUCAUGAGCAGGAAAUGACAGAGACUGUCCAUGAUACAAAUGGGCAUGGAUACCUCGCUACUUUUGUUGGCAAGAAUGGCCGGCUUGUUAUUCUGCGCGUGCACUCCCAUGGGUUGGUCACCAUUGAUCUGCAGUGUUACGAAGAUGACAACAUUGCACAACUAGACAAUCUUUUAAAUGCACUGGAAAAGAAGCUAAAGGUUCUCUUAAAUGGCAAUAUAACAAGGAUUAAAAGGCUCCCAGCCCUUGUACGAGGGGCAAAAGUUGACCGAUACUGGCCCACAGCUGACGGCAGACUGAUCGAGUAUGACAUUGACCGGGUGGUGUAUGAAGAAGAUUCUGCAUACCAAAACAUAAAAAUAUUGCACUCACAGCAAUUUGGAAAUAUCCUAGUACUCAAUGGAGAUGUUAACCUGGCAGAGAGUGAUUUGGCCUACACCCAAGCCAUCAUAGGUAGCGGAAAAGAGAAUUAUGCUGGAAAAGAGGUGCUGAUACUAGGAGGAGGAGAUGGAGGAAUCCUUGCUGAGGUGGUCAAACAAAAGCCAAAGAUGAUCACCAUGGUGGAGAUUGACCAGAAGGUGAUAGACGGGUGCAGAACGCACAUGCGCAAGACUUGUGGCAAUAUCCUUGACAACCUGAAGGGAGACUGUUACCAAAUACUAGUUGAGGACUGUGUCCCUGUGCUGAAGAAGUAUGUUCAGGAAGGACGGAUGUUUGACUACGUAAUUAAUGACCUCACUGCAGUUCCAAUAUCCACGGAGCCAGAAGAAGACUCGACAUGGGAGUUCCUGCGUCUCAUCUUAGAUCUGUCAAUAAAAGUCCUGCAUCCAGCUGGGAAAUAUUUCACACAGGGUAACAGCGUGAAUCUGACAGAGGCACUGAGUCAGUAUGAGGAACAGCUGGGAAAGCUCUCAUGUCCCGUGGACUUCUCCAAAGAGGUGGUGUGUGUGCCCUCCUACUUGGAGCUAUGGGUUUUCUACACCAUAUGGAAGAAGUAGAGACCUCCAGUUUUCUGUGCUUGAAUCCUCAGCAGCUGGAAUGUGAAUGCUCUUCUUCUUCUUCUUCUUCUUCUUCCUCUUCUUCUUCUGCUGUAGCCUUAAAAGGUGUGCUCAGAUUGAACUUGACAUGAAAAUUACAGGCAACACAAAGUUUGGAAGCAAAGUAGAGAUUUCUGGCACAACCUCACCUACUUCCGAGGUGCGUUGAGAUGGAAAAAAAGUCUAAAGAGGUCAAAACACCAGCAUUGCUUGAAUAUUACUAAAGAAUUUUUUUUAUUAGACCGAUGUGUUUCGGCUUGUGUAAGCCCCUAAUGAAGGCCACAAGCCGAAACGCGUCAGUCUAAUAAUAGUUCUUCUGUGUACUACACUUUAGCAUACCCCACAAAGUUUGGAUAAAUGCAUUGUUAUGUGGUCUUUAAAAUUUUGAAAAAAGGAACGGAGGCGGAAGAAAUAGUUGUAAAGAAAAAAAAAUAAAAGAGUUCCUGCAGUGUCAAAUCCGUCUGGUUUUAAGUCUGAGUAGUACACACACACACACACACACUUACACACACACACGCACACACAGCAGUCUAUGUCUAUUAUCAGUGAGUUACAGCUGUGACUACAUCUGUAUUGUAGACUGAAUAAUAAGCAUGGACUGCAAAACACUCCACGGUCAAGUUGAUGUGAAUAAAUGGAGGUGGAAAUUUACUUUGCAUUCAGUCUGAACACAUCUUAAGGGGUACAAUGACAUUUUUAUUAUCCCCUAUCCAUUGAUCCCUCAUCUACCCUCAUCUUCCUUCUCUUUCUUCCUUUGUUGGUUGUGUUUUACCGUUGUUUACCAUUGUUGCAACUUAUGAGUUGUAUUUAAUUUGUGUUACUUGAUUUGGAUUGUCCAUUUGCAUGUAUGCUGAAGGAACUGUUAGUUGUUGAAACACUGAUUUGAUACACUGAUAAUGUGGUGUAACUCAUCUUAGAACAAGUGUGUGUGUUCUCUCUCGUUUUCUUUAGGUUUUUUUUUUUUCCUUUUCUCUUGAGUUAUGAGCUCAAAUCGUGUGAUAGGCCAAUCUAUAGACUCAGCCCAGCUUAAGUGAGUCGCUUUUAAGCUCUAUUUUUGUUACUGUCGCUCAAAUGUGAUUUGAUUCUUUCAGGUUGUAUCAAGGCAAUGUGAUCACGCCCAGAGAGACUGAAGUGUUGAAGUCCAAAUAUGUUUUAAAAGGGAAACAAUUCCACCACUUUAAUGCCACCUCUGUGCUUGUGCUGUUUUUAUGUCAUGUUUUAUUAGCACCUUGCUUUCUCCUGAUAUAUUUUAAGUUUUUUUUUUUUUUUUUUUUUAAGACUGUAUUAGGUGCAUGUAAUGGACGGUGAAUGUAGCUUGCAUAUACAGUACACAGCACGUUUACACGCGAUCAACCCUGUGGGACUCAAUUACAUUUAUUUAUUCUAUAUAAUUUCACCAAAUGCUGUUCUGUCCCACUUGAGAUAAUCUUUGUGACCAUCUACAAUUAAAAUGUUUUG